AUGGCAUUGUGUGAGAUUCGCCAACGGGCUGCCGACGUUGUGCUUGCAGAUCUAACUAACCAAGCCAGCCCACCAUCGUCUCAUCUUGUUGCUGCCUCUGCUACCACCUCGACGUCAACUGGCCCCGUAAAUCCAGUCUCUUAUCAACAUUUCUCCGCUUGCUCCGGUCCUGAUGCCCGAGCUAGGUCUAGCCUGCCAGGGACUUCGCAAGAUCAUCAUUAUGUCAAUCCAGUGGCCCCGUCAACUGGAGGUCCGAUCAGGUCGGGCCUAAGAGGCCAGGCAGCAGCCAGUCCCCUAACUGGCGGCUCUGGCCGUCUGCCCCUGUAUACCACCUUCAGUCUACCUCGUGGUGUCAGAGGCCGCCCUUCAUUGCAUCAAUCCCCUUCCUCUCCAGCUUUCGCCCUGCCUCUGCCCAUGGCCCCGGCCCUCGCUCUUGAGGCUGAUGGCUUGGACAAUCUUGCCCAUGACGUAUCCAAAACACUUAAUACUGGCUUCACCAGUGACUUCUGCAACCAACCAUCGGAUCGAGUACUCUCCCCCAGCCAGGCCGAGUAUCAUGCUGAUCCUUCUUCAUUCCAUCAAGGGCCCUUCCCGUCUGCUGGGCUCUCCACCAGUCUAGUCAAUUAUUCAGGUGCCUUCUCUCAGCCAAACUCACCAGCAACUGCGAGAAGUCUUGUUCCCAUGUCAGGUAUGCUCUUUAUAUGCAUAUUUUCACUAUAA
Messenger RNA from Protopolystoma xenopodis, 720 nucleotides. The record is from the annotation of a GenBank genome assembly. NCBI's taxonomy places the organism in Eukaryota, Metazoa, Platyhelminthes, Monogenea, Polystomatidea, Polystomatidae.